GCCCGAGCGGCGGCGGGACGCGCAGGGAGUCCUGUUUUGGAAGCCGCCAGUCCCAGGGGUCUCCCCAGGGCACUGGGGAGGGCCACGGUCCACCAUGCCCAGCCUGCUGCUGUUCACUGCUGCGCUCCUUUCCAGCUGGGCCCAGCUGCCGGCCGAAGCCAGCUCCUGGUGGUCGUUAGCUAUGAACCCGGUGCAGAGACCUGAGAUGUUUAUCAUCGGUGCCCAGCCUGUGUGCAGUCAGCUCCCCGGGCUCUCCCCCGGUCAGAGAAAGCUGUGCCAGCUGUACCAGGAGCACAUGGCCUACAUAGGGGAGGGAGCCAAGACGGGCAUCAAGGAGUGUCAGUACCAGUUCCGGCAGAGAAGGUGGAACUGCAGCACUGUGGACAACACGUCUGUCUUUGGGAGAGUCAUGCAGAUAGGGAGCCGCGAGACGGCCUUCACGUACGCGGUAAGCGCAGCCGGGGUGGUGAAUGCCAUCAGCCGGGCCUGCCGCGAGGGUGAGCUCUCCACGUGUGGCUGCAGCCGGACAGCACGGCCCAAGGACCUUCCCCGGGACUGGCUGUGGGGUGGCUGCGGGGACAACGUGGAGUACGGCUACCGCUUUGCUAAGGAGUUCGUGGACGCUCGGGAGCGGGAGAAGAACUUUGCCAAGGGAUCAGAGGAACAGGGCCGAGUGCUCAUGAAUCUGCAGAACAACGAGGCAGGUCGAAGGGCUGUGUAUAAGAUGGCAGACGUAGCCUGCAAGUGCCACGGCGUCUCGGGGUCCUGCAGCCUCAAGACCUGCUGGCUCCAGCUGGCCGAGUUCCGCAAGGUGGGGGACCAGCUCAAGGAGAAGUAUGACAGCGCGGCCGCCAUGCGCAUCACCCGCAAGGGCCGGCUGGAGCUGGUCAACAGCCGCUUCAACCAACCCACCCCAGAGGACCUGGUCUACGUGGACCCCAGCCCCGACUACUGCCUGCGUAAUGACACCACCGGCUCGCUGGGCACGCAGGGCCGCCUGUGCAACAAGACCUCGGAGGGCAUGGACGGCUGCGAGCUCAUGUGCUGUGGCCGCGGCUAUGACCAGUUCAAGAGCGUGCAGGUGGAGCGCUGCCACUGCAAGUUCCACUGGUGCUGCUUCGUCAAGUGCAGGAAGUGCACGGAGAUCGUCGACCAGUAUGUCUGCAAAUAGCCGGCGGGGCCUCUGCGCUCCCCGCAAAGUUUAUAUUAUAUAAAUCUAUAUAAAUCUAUUUUAUAUUUGUAUAAAUAAAUGGAUGGAUGCUAACUAAUUAAAAGAAGAAAAUGGAAAGGAAAAGCUUAUUUAAGAGACGCUGGAGAUCUUUGAGGAGUGCACGCUGCUGCUUCUCCACUCCCAGAGGGCAGGAGAAGGGGCUUUUCCCCUCCCUCUGGCGGGGACUCUCAGGGCAUAGGGAAUAUUCACUGUCUACCCACCGUGGCCUUGAGGAGCGAGGUAGUGGGCAGAUGGAGAAGAUGAAGUCUGGAGUCUUCGGGGUAAUGACACCCUUGGGAUCCCAGCGGACAGGCCAAGAGGCCCCGUGCAGGUGGCAGCUUAAAUCUUGCUGCUUCAGGGUCUUGCCAGAAUAUUGAUGGGUUCAGGGAGAGGCUGGAGGUUUUCUUAUGCCUUUGCUCAUGUACAUGCUGCAGGGUCUGCAGUGACAGGCGAGACUCCUUCCUCUGAAUGGGCAGCCCUCCCAUGUCAUCACUGACUGGUGACUGCAUGGGAAACCUGCAUGGGAAACCUACCCCUCCCCCAGGCUCUGGGGCCUGGAUGAUUCUUCCUCCACAGCUCACUAGCUCCUGCCACAAGCUCCCUGCACCAAGAGGAAGGGGUCUGGGACAGACAUGAACUGAAUAUUUGUGCCCGAGCUGCAGAGAGCCAGGUGCAAAGCUGGACUGAGGACAUUGCACUGUGCUCCCACACAGGGAGAGCCAACUUGUGAUGCUGCUGCUGUCACUUCCUCCAUCAAAGGAGGCCUCACGAAUGACAGGAAGCGUAGCUAGGUCAGGCCCGGCUGGCCUGGCACCGUCUCUUCAUCUCUGCCCCAGAUGUACAGUUUCUUGCUGACAUUAAAUACCCUUCACUGAAGUUUCUCUCCCUUUUUCCUUAUUUGGACACAUGGUUAUCUUUCUUGAGUCUCCUUUUGUUUUUGACCUGGUCCUUAAAACCUUGCUACCUGGCGUACCUCUGCAAGAGAGUCAGGAAACUGAGACCUUUUUAGAGCUCAAGUUUGGUCAUUAGAGGGAGGGACAGGAGAAUAUUAGAGAAUUAAAUAUGGUAAUGCACGAAGCACUCUCCCCAAGGGCUAACCAAGAGAAUACACGAUGGGUGGUGGCUACUGAUAUUACUGUUAUGAACAAAAGAAUUUGAAAUUUUAAGUUUAAGCUUCGCAUUUAUCUUCCUCUUCUUCCUUCACAUUGCAAGUUAGCCUGCCCUGUUAGCCCUGGUUUGCUCACCAGUUCCUUGGUAAAGCCUGACCCUGCUGUAGGAUUCUUAACGACGCAUCUCUAGUUUUUGACCCCAGGAUGUAGAGCCAAAAAAGAGGGGAUGGCAGAACUCAGAAAUCCAAGAAGGCAGAAAUACUGAUCUCAGCUGCACAGGAGAGACCAGCUUUGAACAGACUAGCUUACAGGUGAGCCAGCAAGCAGGAACAGACACCAGUUUAAUGCUAGAAGAGUUUCUUUCAGAGGGAACAGUGGGAUUAAGGAAUGGGGUUAUGAGCAAGUGAUACUGCAAAAUAAUCCAAAAGAUUCUACCUGAGAGUAUCCAUGGCCGUUUAGACUACUGUGCCUUUAACACCACAGGAAGAACCUUCUUAUUUAACAUCACAGACUAUUACAGCCUUCAGGUUAUUUUGCCAGAAACUAUCCCUCACACUGUUGUUCAGAUUCCAUGGGCCACUCAUGGUCCAUGGGCAUUAAAGUGAGCUGGCCUAGGAAAGAUCAAAACCACGUUCAUUAGUUGGUAUUUAACCAAAUAAGCUGAUCAGUCACACAAAUCAGCCACAAUAACCAGUGUUUUGGACACUGGCUGGCAUGAUUGCCCUGCCCAACAUCACUAUUCUGGAGGCCAAGAGUUAACUUAUAUCAGAUGUUCAAAGUGUUUAAGAGCUGGAAUCCAAUUUGAAUUCAUCCUUAGGGACCUCAGGAAAUUUGUUAAGAGUAACUUGUCCACAAUCCCCACAGAAAUGCUGUAGAAAUGUGCUAGAGAAUAUGGGGACCAGCCUAAGAAAAAUGAGCUUUGGUUUAGAAUCCCAAUGCAGGAAGAGAAGUGGCGGUCAGAAUGCCAGUUCUGGGUUUCCAUAUCAGGACCUGCAAAACUUGACUGGGCUCCAAACCUUAAAAUGCAAAAUCAAAGGCCCCCAACACCAGAAAUUUGUAGGCAGUUGGUCUGGGGUGGAGCUGGGACAACUGUCUGCACCUUUAACAAGGAUGUGAGGAACUUACCAUCACUAAGAGCUAGCCUAAGAUCCACUGGGACUGGGGCAGCCAGGUCCUACUCCCAGCCCAGCACUCCCCACACCCCGUGCACGAUCCCCUAGCACCAUAGCAUAAUUGAUUAUGAUUAAUAUUCAGUCUGAUUGAAAGAUCAUGGCUUUGCAGGCAGUGCCUAGACCAAGCUAGCCACCCCAGGGAGUCUUUUUUUUUUUUAAGAUUUAUUUAUUUAUGCAUACAAGAACUGGGGUGCAAGCCAGAGGUGCAGGAUGGGGGAAUGAGAGGAUUCACUAGAGACAGAGGGGAACAGAAGGCAGACUGAAAUAUGCUCCUGAGGGGAGCAUCAGGGGAGAGGACGAGAGGUCUGCUGUGCCUUGUGGGUAGCUCCCUGGCCCAGGAUAGGACUCCUGCUGCAGAUAGCUUCAUAACCCCUUGCGCCACCAGGGAGGCCCACCUCAGGGAGUCUUUAAGAUGCGAGGGAAAAGGAUGUUCCCACACAAAGCAGAACUGAGUUUGUCCUGGGAUGUUCUACCUCCCUCCUCUCUCUGCCUGAGGCCAGUAGGUGGAAGCUUACAGAUCCAUUGUGAGUACAAUAAGGCUAUAUUUGCUUAGGUGUUUGCAUGUGUUCACCUUGACUUCAAAAUAAAAUC
Molecule: messenger RNA, 4082 nt
Organism: Talpa occidentalis (Iberian mole)
Lineage: Eukaryota; Metazoa; Chordata; Mammalia; Eulipotyphla; Talpidae
Gene: WNT5B
Product: Wnt family member 5B
Exons: 5
Coding region: 95-1171 (358 amino acids)
Biological process (GO): cell fate commitment; multicellular organism development; neuron differentiation
Cellular component (GO): extracellular region
Molecular function (GO): frizzled binding; cytokine activity
Source: RefSeq, a predicted model, not a curated record